Phytophthora infestans T30-4 is the source of this 333-nucleotide messenger RNA. RefSeq lists its product as uncharacterized. The transcript has a single exon. The record is from RefSeq and is a predicted model, not a curated record. NCBI's taxonomy places the organism in Eukaryota, Oomycota, Peronosporomycetes, Peronosporales, Peronosporaceae. The coding region runs from base 1 to 333 and encodes 110 amino acids.
AUGAGCAUGAACAUGAUCCGUCACAUUGUUGAAUCACAUCUGAUCCAGUCACCAACAUAUGCGAAGCUUACUAAUAGAGAAAAACAUGACCUUCACGCUAAGCUACUCCAUAGCACGUUUGCUGCCAAUACGAGCUACAACAAGUUUGCAAACAGAUCCACAGCAUCAGAGGUUAGCGAGGAAGCUCCUGACUUCUCAUAUGAGCCAGCGCCUCAACCUCCAUCACCUGCUAAGCCACAAACACACUCUAAAGCACGUAGGGAACGCAUAUUUCAUGGAGAUUUCACUCCAACAGGCAGUGAUAAAUCACUUGAAACUGAAAUCGAGAAGUAA